Botrytis sinoallii is the source of this 297-nucleotide messenger RNA. RefSeq lists its product as uncharacterized. The record is from RefSeq and is a predicted model, not a curated record. The transcript has 2 exons. Lineage: Eukaryota; Fungi; Ascomycota; Leotiomycetes; Helotiales; Sclerotiniaceae. Bases 1 to 297 code for a protein of 98 amino acids.
AUGUACCUUAUUUGGAUUAAGUUUUUGAAUAGCUGGUCGAGUGGCCCUGAUAUUGAUAUUGGUAUUGAUAUUGAUAUUGAUAUUGAUAUUGAUAUUGAUAUUGAUAUUGAUAUUGAUAUUGAUAUUGAUAUUGAUAUUGAUAUUGAUAUUGAUAUUGAUAUUGAUAUUGAUAUUGAUAUUGAUAUUGAUAUUGAUAUUGAUAUUGAUAUUGAUAUUGAUAUUGAUAUUGAUAUUGAUAUUGAUAUUGAUAUUGAUAUUGAUAUUGAUAUUGAUAUUGAUAUUGAUAAUAUUGAGUGA